AACGCCUUGCCAUUAUCUUCUAUUCUCUGUUAACCCUAAUAACAGUCAGAAUCUUCUUCCAAAAAAUAAAAAUAAAAACUUUCGCUUGACACUCUCAACUCUCAACUCUCGGCCUAUCUCAUUCUCCUGGAAAUCUCCGCAUCCCUAUCUCCUCUUAUCCCAUUCCCAAAGAAAAAAAAAAAAAGAAAAAGGAAAAACCCUUACACUGGAUACCCUCAACCGCUUAAAAGUGCGGCCAUCGCUUCUUCUUCCAUUGCUUGCUUAUCCCCGAGGUUGUGGAGUAGCUGUUCUGCUGUGUGUCGCCAAUCCAUCUUUAUUCAACUCUGCCUCGCUUGUUUGUGACGACCGACGUGAUCCAUCUCAACUUCGUUAACUUCCUUUUGAUCUCUCUCAAUUUGGGGAAAUAGAUAGGGAUGGGGAGAAUAUGCCUGCCAGGGACUUGGGGUUAGGAAGAGGGGUUGGUCAUUGUCGUAUAUGGAUGUAUAUGACAGGACGUGCUUGGAACUAAUGAGGCACUCUACAUCUUCUAUCGUAAUUUAAAUUUAUCUUUGAGGCGUACAGCCAUCGUAUCUUGAUAUUUGGUCGUAAGGAUGUUUCACAUUUGGAGAGCAGCAAUAUCCUCCAGGGCCAGAUGUCUUGUUUUGGAAUCCAAAAAGGCCUUAACACUUGUAGAGAAUAGCAAUGUCCCGAAAUCCUAUCUUGAUGAGCGUUUGGCUGCCUUUUCAUCAUUAGCUGUCCGGAGAAUCGGUGUCCAGAAUUCAACAAAGAGGCUCCCAGCAGCGCUGGAAUCAGGUUCCAUAAGACUAGCAACUGCUGAUGCCAAUCAGAUGACUAAGAAUUUGCUUGGAGCUAAUGGAAUCGCUGAAUUCAGAGGGCUGCAAACUGGGGAAUAUGCCAUUCGCUUAAGGUUGCCAUACCAGCUCAUGAAAGAUAAUGGAACAAAGACAGUAUCUCCUUACUUUUCUAGAUCCUUUGCAUCAAGAACUUCAAGACAGUCAAGACAGACACAAUCUGAGACUAAAAAGCAAGUAGCUAACAUUGAAGAUCCCUUUGAUUCUCCUACAUAUCAUAUCCCUGAGAAGCCAGUUACAUUUACUGAAGGAGCAUCCUAUAGUGUUAUAAUCCUAGCAGGGCUUGGCCUUGCUGCUGCUGCAGGAUAUGCUGUGUUCAAGGAACUCAUAUUUGAACCAAAAGAGUAUAGGAUCUUCAACAAGGCCUUAAAAAGAAUUCAAGAUGAUAGUCAGGUAAGGGUGAGGAUUGGAUCCCCCAUUACAGGCUAUGGUCAAGAAAGUAGAAAUCGAGCUGCUCGCCAGCGUAUUCCUAAUAGGAUAUAUACAGAUGAAAAUGGUGUGGAGCAUGUUGAGGUUAAUUUCUAUAUUCGUGGGCCUAAUGGAGCUGGGAAAGUUUUUGCGGAGAUGUUCAAGGACAAAGAGGACAAGCAGUGGAAGUAUACAUAUCUAAUCGUGGAAAUCAUGGCGCCAUCACCAAAACAAUUGAUUCUGGAGUCUUAUUUGCCAGCAUAAACCAUCAUUUAUAAGUUAGUGCUCUGGAUUACAUUUGAGAUGAACUUCCUGAUCGUAUAAAACCCAACUCGGAGUAUAUACUCCUGUCAAAAGUUCUAAUUUUACAAUAAUGCUUUUCUUGAGUCCCAAUUUUGAUAGCGGGAAGCUGGCGGAUUUUCAGUGGUUUUGGUUAUGGACAGUUCAUCAUUUCGUUUUUGCAAGUGAAGUGAUUCUAGGUUACAUACAGGAUUAUUUUCAUUUUUGUUAAAAGGGACAGCUUCUUAUGCCAGCAACUCUGGUGAAUAGCAAAACUUUAUUUAUUCAGUUGUAUGGUUAUUACUAUUAUCAUA
Carica papaya (papaya) is the source of this 1852-nucleotide messenger RNA. RefSeq names its product import inner membrane translocase subunit (gene SD3). NCBI's taxonomy places the organism in Eukaryota, Viridiplantae, Streptophyta, Magnoliopsida, Brassicales, Caricaceae. The record is from RefSeq and is a predicted model, not a curated record. Gene Ontology annotation, biological process: protein import into mitochondrial matrix. Gene Ontology annotation, cellular component: TIM23 mitochondrial import inner membrane translocase complex.